Dioscorea cayenensis subsp. rotundata (Guinea yam) is the source of this 639-nucleotide messenger RNA. Its product is annotated as caffeic acid 3-O-methyltransferase-like. Gene Ontology annotation, molecular function: S-adenosylmethionine-dependent methyltransferase activity; O-methyltransferase activity. Lineage: Eukaryota; Viridiplantae; Streptophyta; Magnoliopsida; Dioscoreales; Dioscoreaceae. Gene Ontology annotation, biological process: methylation. The record is from RefSeq and is a predicted model, not a curated record. The transcript is spliced from 3 exons. Bases 1 to 639 code for a protein of 212 amino acids.
AUGAAUCUCAAGUAUGUAGUGUUAGAAGGGACCAUACCUUCUCAUGGAGAGACAGUAUUUGAGUACCAUGGCAAAGACCCAAGGUUCAAUGAGGUCUUCAGCAAGGGCAUGUUCAACCAGACCACCAUGCUUAUGAAGAUGAUUCUUUCCCAAUACAAAGGCUUUGACAGCCUCAAGGUGCUUGUGGAUGUGGGUGGUGGCUUUGGCGCCAACCUUGCCAUCAUCCUCUCCAAUUGUGAUUGUUUGCAUGCAGGAGUUGAGUUUGUAGGGGGAGACAUGUUUGAAAGUGUUCCAAGUGGUGAUGUUAUCUUUCUGGAGUGGAUACUUCAUGAUGGGAUCGAGCAUUGUGUGAAGAUAUUGAAGAACUGUCCGAAAGCAUUGCCUGAUAAUGGAAAGGUGGUUGUUGUAGAGAUUAUUGUUCCAGAAUAUCCAGAAGUGAAUGAUGAAACAAGCCGUAGUUUUAUUGUUGAUCUUAUCAUGUUAGCUAACAAUCUCGGAGGGAAAGAGAGGACUAUGAAGGAGUUUGAGUGCCUUGCCAAAGAUACUGGAUUCUCAACGUUUAAAGCUUACUAUUUAUGGCUUUUGGAUUAUCGAAUUCUCCAAUUAGGUGGAACUUGUUAUAAGGGUUGGUCCCUUUGA